Nothoprocta perdicaria is the source of this 281-nucleotide messenger RNA. It is a transcript of the gene NRGN, whose product is annotated as neurogranin. Lineage: Eukaryota; Metazoa; Chordata; Aves; Tinamiformes; Tinamidae. Gene Ontology annotation, molecular function: calmodulin binding. The record is from RefSeq and is a predicted model, not a curated record. Bases 28 to 249 code for a protein of 73 amino acids. The transcript has 3 exons.
GGAGCGGAGCGGAGCGGAGGCGCCACCAUGGACUGCUGCAGCGAGGGAGCGUGCCCCAAGCUGGACGAGGACAUCCUGGACAUCCCCCUGGACGAUCCCGACGCCAACGCGGCCGCCGCCAAGAUCCAGGCGAGCUUCCGCGGCCACAUGACUCGGAAGAAGAUCAAGGGCGGCGAGAUGGAGCGGAAAACCAAGGAUGCCGAGUGUGCCGGAGGCGCCCGCGCCGGCGACCUCCGCAACGGCGACUAGCCCGCCCGGGCGCCGCCGGACACCCGGAGCCC